Molecule: messenger RNA, 6053 nt
Organism: Lytechinus pictus (painted urchin)
Lineage: Eukaryota; Metazoa; Echinodermata; Echinoidea; Temnopleuroida; Toxopneustidae
Product: BSD domain-containing protein 1-like
Exons: 8
Coding region: 90-1622 (510 amino acids)
Cellular component (GO): cytoplasm
Source: RefSeq, a predicted model, not a curated record
GUUUAUUUUGCGUUAUAGCUCAUUGCAAAAUUAAAAACACAACAUCAAAAUAGACUCGUCAUAAAUGACAACAAAGCAGAAGCAGAAAAAUGGCAGAAAGCAACGCCAUGUCGAAGGAGGAAGGUGAAGCCGGCGACGUCGGAGGAAAUUGGUGGGGCGGCUUGUUGAAGACUGUGCAGGAAAAGUCUGGCAGUGCUUGGGUCCAGAUGAGGAAAGACCUCGGUGAAUUUGGAACCACCAUCCAGCGAGACACGGCUCAAGCAGCCGCUUCAACGGCAACACUCAUCAAAGAGCAGCUCAAGGUCCAAGAAGGAGAGGAUGCGGAGAAUGAAGAUGUGACAACGACGGCUCGGAUGAAAGUGGGUUUUUCCAAGCUAUUGACAGGUCUCUCCCAGAGUCUGACACCGGCCGAAUCAAGUGCGUCGUCAAAAGACGAUGACGUCCCCAUAGCUCGCAAGGAUCCUCACAUCUUUGACAAAGCCAGGGCUCGUCUCCAUGCAAUGCAGACGGACCCCACUACGUACUGCAGCGAUCCUGAUGGCGUGCCAGACUACAAAGAGUGGAUGGAGUCUUUCAAUGUGGAGAGCUUCAAGGGAGAGAUUUCGGAACUGUUGGUAGUUAAUACCGAUGUCAGGGCACUCUACACAAAACUGGUACCAGCCGCCGUCUCUCAUGUGGAGUUCUGGGGGCGGUAUUUCUACAGAGUAGAACAGCUGAGGGAGGAUGAGAAGAGGAGAAGGGCCCUCAAGGAACGUGCGGACAUGACAUCAUCACAGAAAUUUGAAGAAGAAGAUCUAGGAUGGGGAGACGAAGACGACACUUGGGACACCGUACCUGAUGCGAUGAAGAACCAAUCUGGACUAGAGAAGUUUGUUGUUUUACCGGAAGACAAUGACAAGGAACCUAAAGAUGCCUCUUCUACAAAUAACCCAUCAGAAUCGGAUCCAAACCAACCAACAGAAACAAAUACCCACCAUGCAACUGAAUCAUCAAUAUCACAAAAUACGAUCACAGACUCUCCCAAGGACUCCCACGAACAAGAACCUUCUCAUAUAUCGGAUAAACAGAAACCAAGUGAAGACAGUAGACCUACAGAUGUUGUAACCCAAUGUGAUGAUGCGACAAAAGUAGACCAGGACUUGAGUAGACUAAGACCAGAACCUGCCAGCCUCACAAGUGUACUUGGACCUAGUCCUGUUGUUGCGACCGAGAACUCUGAAGCGGAAACUGCUGCACCCAUCCAAACGCUCCAAGUGUCUUCCACUUCGGAUGGUCCUGUACCGGAUGCAACCACAACAUUGAGAGAUACGGAAAGGACAGUUGGAGUGGAGGGGGAACAAGGAUCAAGGGUUAAAAUGGACAAACCACAGCUUGAAGGAUUAACGGUUGAGACAGAUAGUAAAGAGGAAGAGAGUAAAGUGACGACAACAAAGGCGACUGAACAGGUUUCGCCCGUGGAAUCAGAUGGAAGCAAUAGAGAAUCAAGUCUCAGUGACGACUGGGAGAAAGACUUUGACGACAUCGAAGUGACGGAGGAAGACCUCAAGAAUGCUUCGGUUAAGAUUGCCUCAGGAGCGGUGGACAAUGAUGAUUUGGACGAUGAUUGGGAGAGUUGGGAUUGACCCAAGGGUUAAUCUUCAAGUGCUUUGGACAAGAUGACCUUUCUUACCAUGUCGUCCCAGAAAAUUGUAGUUCUGGGCGAUCUGUGCUCUGUAAGAUGAAGGUUUGCGAUCAAUGACUUCAUGGCUUUGACUAAGCUUUGACAUUGUCGCAUAUGCUUUUCGCUCGAAUGCUGAUAAGGAACCGAUAAAAACUGUUCUUUUGCAAUCCAUCUCUAACCUUUAUGAAAUGUGACCCUGCUUAUCCAAGGGUAACUGACCAAAUGAGAUCUUACAAAAUGCUUUAAAGGGGAAGUUCACCCUGACAAAAAGUUUGUUGUAAAAAUAGAAAAAAAAAUAGUAAGAAAUAUUAGCGAAGGUUUGAAGAAAAUCGGUUAAAGAAUAAGAAAGUUAUUAGAAUUUGAAAUUUUGGAUUUGUGACGUCAUUAACGAGCAGCUGCCCCAUAUGUUAUGUAUUUUAAAAAUCUAUAAAUUUCACCUUUAUAAUGGUUCCUGAUGACUUAUUUUUCUUUUCUUUUCAUGAUUGGGUGCGAAAUGAUUCGUCCAUUGAUAUACAAAAGGUACAGUCCAAACCAUUUUCAAUUUUCUGAGAAAAUUACAUUUCAUUCAUUUGUUACCAUUUGCUACAUGUAUGUAGGAAUGCUGCUCGCAUAUGACGCCACCAAUCAAAUAAUAAUAAUUCUAAUAACUUUUUACAUUUUUUGAUGUAUUUUUCUCCAACCUUCUGCAGUAUUUUUGAGUUUUUUUCUGCUAUUUUAAAAUAAACCUUUUGCCAGGGUGAAAUUCUCCUUUAAUCAAGGUUUCUUCUCCGAUCCUGGCUUUUAGUUUUUCUCUCAAGAUGCUAACAAGGAACCAGUCAGAACGGUUCUUUUGUAUUUGCAAUCCAUCUUUAACCUUUACAUCACGGGGCCCUGCACAUCCUUACUGAAGCCUAGUCAAGCUUUCUCUUCCAAUCCUACAUGUAGACUGCAAUUAUCUUGAUGAUUCAGAAAUUUGAGUUUGAUAGAGAUAGCUAGGAUAGACUGAAAGAAAAUUUUCUAGUCCUUUGGAUAGGAUUACUACAUGUAUAUUGGCGCAUCAAAAUGAUGAUCUUGCUAACUUGGCAAUCUAUUUGAUCAAAUGAUUUCUCACAACGUUAUUAUUAAAGUCAAGCUUGCUUCACCAAUUUCGACAACAAUUGUCUUCAUGAUUCAGCAGUUUAAGUUUGAAUGAGUGGAGGAGACCUCACAAAGUGCUCUUGGUUAAACUCUAACAUGUGCAUGUACUUGCCAUUAGUGCAAGACAUACGAUUGGUUUGUAUGGACCCUUGGUCUACUAGCAGAUGUUAUAAUUCACAGGUUGUCUAAAGGCCACCUCACACCUUACGACUGUUCGCGAUCCGAUUUUGGAACAAAUCUCAUUUUGCUAAUUUUCUGAAAAUGUGAAUGGAAAAUGUAAUUUUUUUAAAGUUAAAAUUAAUUGAAAGAAUACUAAUAUAACCAUUUUGAAAGAUUGGAAACCUUCAUUUUGGAGUCAAAGGCCAAAUUAGCUUCAAAUCGCAGCCAAUCGUACGACUGCUAUGAAGUCAUUGCGACUAGAUAUUAAAUUUGCUUUUAUUCUAAGAAGGAUGAUAGCAUAGUCACAGAUUAGAUCAUAGGUAUUCGUGCGAUGAUUUAGAACAUUACACGGUAAGAUAUUCCAUCGAAUUCUACUGUGUGCGGUCGGCUUAACACCAUGGAUAAAACCACUCGGUCUACUCUCAAUCUGUAUUGAUGAUCGUUAGGUCAAAUCACCACUUUCACCCUUAGUCUCGUGCCUAGAUGGUGUUAUUUCCUCUCUGUCUCCUUAUAAUAUUGCUUUUUCAAAUAAAAUUUGGUUCAUGAAAGUUCAUAAAAUAAUGUAGAUUAAGUGGUGUCAGAUCAAGUGAAUAACAAAAUAAAAAGAUACCCCCCCCCAAAAAAAAAAAUACUUUGCCGACCAACUUUGACAAUCUUAGUAAUAUCAUCCUUUGUGUCUUGGAUGUGCCUGGAUGCAAAGUAAUUGUUGCCUGCUUCGUUCUGCUAUGAUUAUUCCACUUGGAUAUCAUAAUAUAAUCAUGGGGGAGGGGGGGGGGCAUUGAGGGUACUCUACAGUGCGUAUAAAAAAAAUACACUUAGAAAUAAUCCUAUAAAAUAAUACAUCUAUAAUAUUCUGGAGCUGUUUCCACAUUUAUACAUUGGUACAGAUCUCUUUAUAAUAAAGCGAGCGAUGAUAUAUCUGUCAAAAAUCUUUCCGCUUGAAUGAGCACCACUUACUUUUGAAAAGUCUGUGAAAUACGAUUUCCGCAGAACUUGGCAAUAGUUAUAUGGAUAAAAGUAGAUGUUAACUAUGAAGAGCACAUGGACUUUUGCUAUUAAAGAAAGAUUGAUUUGAGGAUCAUGAUAGCUUUUACCUUUUUCACUCUUUUCCUUGCCCAAAACACUUCAUCAAGUGCCAAUGAAUCCCCCUGCCCCCCCACACACACACCGAGGUCAUCGUGAUGAUAUUUUCUUUACAUAUAUCGCAAGUGGCAAUUAAUUACACAUGAAUGACACGUUUCCGAUCACCAAUGGGUAUUGUGAGGGCAGGGCUAUCUGUCGUUAAUAGUGAUUGCAUCUGAAUUAUGUAGUCAACGGACAUGUGGGCUGUAACUGAGAGUGGUCUUUGAGGGUACAUGUUAUUAAAUCAUGCGGUUGGAAACUUGCUUUAAUAUUGUCAUUUUAUUUUGUCUUAAUCUAUAAUCUUAAUCUAUAGAAAAUCUGUAUUGCCUCUAUUAUUUUUAUUUAUUUAUUCAAAAAAAGUAUAUUGAUGUAAUAUAUGAAUAUCAUGUGGAGGGGUCGUAAAGUAUUUAUAUAAAUGAGAUGUAAAAACUGUUGCCAUUAAUUUUGUAGAUUGAUUACUAAUAGAAAUUAAAUAUUGGUUUCCAUUGGGGAAAUUCCUAGGACUGUGUGUUGUUAUAGCAACAAACAUUAAAUUUCCUAAUGAUUUUGAAGCCCGCAGCAAAUUUUUCUCAAGUCACAAGUUCAGAGUCGGACACAAGAGGGUAUUCUGGCACUAACCUCAAACACAACAUGCAAGUACAUUAUACAAAUAGCGAAUAGGCAUGAGUGCGAUGGUGCAAAAUUUCGCAUGAGGUGAAAGAAAGAUGCUCUAUCUUUCUUUCACCUAAUGCAAAAUCUCGCACCAUCGCACAAAUAAGAAUAUUCGCUAUUUGUGUUGUACAACGCCUCGGAGUGAUGAAAACAGAAGAGUUUUUCCCUGCAGUAAUCUAUGAAAAGGGAGCAAAAUAUCGAAAAUGAAAAGCAAAAUCCCACAAGUGCAUACACUGUAUGACCUCUGGCGGCAUUGUGCAUUUAGCCAACAAGCUAUUUGUGUAUUUCAUCUUCAUUUUUUACUGAGCGCAAUGAAUUUAAUCGUAUUGUGACAUCACCUCCUAAAGCCGUGCAACGGUACAUUUUGGAUGGUACGGUGUGUGUGCAACGGUACAAAUGUUUGACAUUCAGUCUCCCAUUUGCUCGCGCACAACAAGUUAAGUACAUGUAGGCAUUGUACAAUAUCAAAUUGUCAACCUUUCAGAAGAUGAAAGUGCCUGUUAUGUCAAACACAAUCACAAUAAUAAGUGUGACUUAUGAACUAUAUAUAAGGCAUGCUUACAUGUAAGUGAUGAUGUUCAUGUGAAAUUCUACGGUACAAUGUCCUAUGAGCACAAUUAAACAAAUGCAAUGAGAUGCUUCAUACUGCCUGGACUAGGAAUUAAAGAGCAGUUUUUAGUCGCACUUAAAUCUUUGUCCCCCCCCCCCCCCCCUCAUGGGGAAGGAAUUUUUAUUACUUUCAUGUCAAAUACAUUUUUUUUUAACCCCACGAGAAUCUACUCUGUAGUUCAGGCAAAUCGAUACUUGUACAUUGUGUAUGUGUAUAGUAGGUGAUGGGGUACCGUAUAUCAAAGUAUAUGCUAUUCUGUUGUUUCAUCCACGUUAGAAAUCAUAUAUUUGCAUUAUUUGGCAAGAGGUGGACAAGUGACUUACCUGUAAAUGUAUGAGUUCAUUACAUGUACAUGUAGAAUAUAAAACAAAUCAACUCCUGUUUUUUAUCAGUGAUGAAUGCUGGAUAGUGAAUGCAUGUAUACACAAAGUGUUUAUUUUGGUUUUUGAGGGUUAUCAUCUGGACUAUUCAUAAAGAAAUCAUUGAUGGAAGUAGCUAUAUGGUUUCUAAUUUAUCUGUCAUUAGACUCUAUGGUAUCCCUCAAAUAACCUACUUUUUAUAGAACUAUUCUGACCACAAAUCAAGGAAGUGUUUAUCCAACAUUCCAUGUUCUCUGAUGUGUAUCAAGAAUAAAUAUUGUCAGUAAAUAAAGCCACUCACCAGACAAAUAAUACACCUCAAUUUAUAUAUACACAGUACGUUUAGAUUUGAAGUUCUAGUAGGAAACUGCAAUCG